Molecule: messenger RNA, 1647 nt
Organism: Sclerotinia trifoliorum
Lineage: Eukaryota; Fungi; Ascomycota; Leotiomycetes; Helotiales; Sclerotiniaceae
Source: the annotation of a GenBank genome assembly
AGGAACUCAUUCAUUUAGUAACCCUUUCCAUACUUUAUCUUUAUUUCAUCAACAACUAUUGCACAGCACAAAUCUACGCUACUACUACUACUACUACUACUACUACUACUACUACUACUACUCAAUAUGCAGCUACUAGCUACCAUCCCCAUGGCUUGUUCCAUCAUAACAUUCGUGCUCGGCACGUUGUGUAUCUUCGCGGGCAAUAAGCCUGGAUUCAUGGAGGAUUAUCAUAUCAUAGCAGUAUGUGCAUCAAUCCCAUUUCCAGGUGACAACUCUGAUCAUAUACGCUCCAGCUCAAUACUUCGGGAAUCGGACAAGAUCUCAUCCCCACACUGUCCGCCAGUUCUGGUUCCACACCGACCUCGAUAUCACCAGGAGGAAUUGUCAGUAGUAUCAGCAAUUUGAUACCUCGCGAGCCUGGUAUUGGUGACGACAUUGCAAAUGCACUCGGCGAUAUCGGGAACGAGAUUGCGGAUAAACUUGCAGAAAAAUUAGGUAUCCAAGAAUGGUAUUCGAUGCAUCUAAUGGAUAUGUGCGAGGGAUCAUAUACACCAAAUGCCACGGCCAAAGGAGCAGGAUAUAACGUGAGCUCUUGCACAAAUCAAACUGCCAUGUGUAAGUAAUAUCUCUCCUCAUACUGUUUUCUUGCUUAAAUUAAUCAUGUCUCCACGCAGACCACUUCAAUAUCAGUUCCAUAAUUUCCGAUCAACUAUCUAUUGGUCCCCUCCAUCUAAAUCUUGGUGACAUAGGCUGGCCUUCAGCCAUCCAAGACGGCCUCGAUACACUCUCCACAGCCAUGAAUGCCACAUUUGUAUUCUAUUGCAUCGGCAUUGCAGCCGCUGGCCUCGCAAUCUUCACUUCACUGGCCGCAAUAUUUAUCACUGGUCGUCUCUUCUCUUUCUUGAACUGGGGUUUAGCAUCCCUAUCUCUCCUAACUCUUGCUAUUGCCUCAAUCAUCGUCACUGUUCUCCAAGACAAAGCUGCGGAUAUUAUCAAUAAAUUUGGAAAUGAUAUUGGGGUGUAUGCGCAUAAAGGACAUAAAUACCUUACCCUGACAUGGGUUGCUACAGCGAUUAUUGCUGUUGCGACGAUCGUAUGGGUGGCAAUUUUCUGCGUUGGACGUAAACAGAACGGACGUGAAUUCCAUGAGAAGAAUCUCUUUGGGAGGAAGUCGAGACAAAGUGAGAGUGUCGAAGUUGCGAGGUAAGGGUGUUGGAAACCUUUUUUCUUGCUUGGCUCGGGAAAAAUGUUUAUCUGGAUGGAAGGAGGGAGAUGAUGGUUUAUGAUCGGAAAUACGCUGAUAUACGACAUUCUUUUGUAUUUUUUUCUAUUUACGUACGUCUUAAUGGGAAUAAUGAGUGAGGGAACAGGAGAGAUGGAUAUUAGGGAGGUAGAUGGUUUUGAUAAAGAAGAUCACUGGUGAUUUUCUUUUUGAGUAAUGAUUGUAUUGUAAAAGUGGUAGGUCGAGAUACGUGCGUUCCGAUAGCAUGCUGUGAGGGGGGGAUUGGAAGAGAAUGUUGAAUUAGAUUACAUUUUAAUAUGUUACUUAUAAAGAAAAUGGGGUUCAUAAUAGUUUUAGGGUUGAUAUUAUAUAGAUUCAAAUAUAUAUAUAUAGAAGAUUGAUUAUUGUAAAAAGAAGAAGCA